AUGGUGAAUGCCAUCGAUGCCCUACGAAAGCAGAUCGCGUCAUGCGAAAGCACACUUGAAGAUCUUCGCCAACAGCUGGCUGAAGCUGAGCACACCCAACAACAACAGGAGAAGGUUCUACGGCAGAAGCCGGCGCUUUCGCAUGAUCCCCUUGACCAUGAUAUGAACUUUGGAGUACCCGAUGAUUUCAGGUCUGAAGUCUUUGCAGUGCUUGAGCAAGAGCAUGUAGCACGCGAGGCCGAAGGAACGUCGCACAUGACGAGAUGGCCACUCGACAAGCAUGAAUAUAAGAGAUAUGGACGGCAGCUGAUCAUGCCUGAAAUAGGCCUACAAGGUCAACUUUGUCUGAAGAAAGCUCGAGUUCUUGUCGUAGGGGUCGGUGGCUUAGGAUGCCCAGCUGCAGCAUACUUGGUCGGAGCCGGGGUAGGCACUCUAGGGCUAGUCGACGGCGAUACCGUAGAAGAGUCAAAUCUUCACCGACAAAUCUUACACUCCACCGCCAGAGUUGGCAUGAGCAAAGUUGAAAGCGCAAUGGUGGCUCUGAGUUCAUUAAACCCCAACGUCAAGCUUGUACCACAUGUAGCGAGACUCACACCAGAAACCGCCAUCUCCACCUUCGAGAAGUACGACCUAGUCUUGGAUUGUACUGAUACACCAGCGUCACGCUAUCUGAUCUCAGACACGUGUGUCCUGUUACGGAAACGCCUUAUCUCAGCAUCUGCGCUGCGAAUUGAUGGCCAACUCAUGGUUCUUAACAAUCCACCAUCGGCUCCUGGAGAUCCAAGUGGUGGUCCAUGCUAUCGAUGUGUAUUUCCAAAGCCACCACCUCCCGAAUCCGUUGUGUCGUGCGGCGAGGGCGGAAUAUUAGGACCUGUUGUGGGUGUAAUGGGCGUUCUACAGGCCCUCGAAGCCAUCAAAGUCCUCACCCAGCAGCCUUCACGCGGAGCUACAAUCGACCCACCCACCUUGCUCAUCUUUUCCGCUUACUCUCAGCCAAUGUUCCGGUCAAUCCGCUUGCGCUCACGGAAGCCCAAGUGCGCUGCAUGCUCCUCACAGUCCACGAUAUCGGCUGAAGCAUUGCAAUCUGGAAGUCUGGACUAUGUGCAGUUCUGUGGGAGUGUAAAUCCCGUCACUGCGCUUACACCGCAGGAGCGGAUAUCUCCCGAAAACUAUUCGAAACUCCGAUCAGGCGUCAAUCCUUUCACUGGCACUGUUUCAAGUAAGGACAACCACAUCUUGAUCGAUACUCGGGAGAGAGUGCAGUUCGAACUUGCAAACAUUGACGGCUCGGUGAACAUCCCCUUCGCUACCAUCGCCGCAACAGCAAGACCGACCUUGGACGCGUCGAGUCCAGGAAGCGGACAGGACCACCACAUGAGUGGUGAUGAACAUGAUUGGGUCGCGCAACUCAGGCAAACAGAAAAGCCAAUCUUUGUGGUAUGCAGGCAAGGCAACGACUCGCAGCUGUCAGUCCGCAAAAUGAAAGAGCUCGGCUUGGAUUAUGGUGGGAAGAGAUUCAUUGGCGAUAUUCGAGGCGGCCUGGAAGCUUGGCGGAAGAGCGUCGAUGCAGAAUUUCCGGACUACUAGUUACGAUGAAAUAGUAACAGUAUACCAGAGUG
Molecule: messenger RNA, 1619 nt
Organism: Parastagonospora nodorum SN15
Lineage: Eukaryota; Fungi; Ascomycota; Dothideomycetes; Pleosporales; Phaeosphaeriaceae
Exons: 3
Coding region: 1-1587 (528 amino acids)
Biological process (GO): tRNA wobble position uridine thiolation; protein urmylation
Cellular component (GO): cytoplasm; cytosol
Molecular function (GO): thiosulfate-cyanide sulfurtransferase activity; URM1 activating enzyme activity; adenylyltransferase activity
Source: RefSeq, a predicted model, not a curated record